Messenger RNA from Humulus lupulus (European hop), 2192 nucleotides. Its product is annotated as UDP-glucuronate:xylan alpha-glucuronosyltransferase 2. The transcript is spliced from 3 exons. Gene Ontology annotation, molecular function: glycosyltransferase activity. Gene Ontology annotation, biological process: xylan biosynthetic process. The coding region runs from base 182 to 1993 and encodes 603 amino acids. Lineage: Eukaryota; Viridiplantae; Streptophyta; Magnoliopsida; Rosales; Cannabaceae. The record is from RefSeq and is a predicted model, not a curated record.
AAUAGUGUCAAGCCAAACCAGCCUUGAAAUAUUCUAAUCACCAUCAUUAACCACUGCUAUUAAACUAAACACAACACACAGCAAAUAAUCUCAUAUAUAUGCAUAUUGUACACAUUAUACACCUCAAAACUCAUCAGAAUUCAGACACACACCAAGAAUUUUGAUCUGGGCAUCGGCCAAAAUGGCUGAAGGUUCGGUUAGUUUGCCUCAGAGGAUCAUCAAGGCAGCUCCUUCGAAAGCUCUGGUCCUUAAACUCAACUUGUUAUUCCUUGCUUUCUUCAUCAUCAUCUAUGCAGUUCUACUUCUCAAGCCUUCUUUAUCAGUCUAUCAUGAAAACACAGCUUAUCUUGUUAAAUGCUCCUUUAGUGAAUGCCAUCCCAAGGGUGAAAAUGAGGUCAAGGUGAUCAAGGGUGUUUUAGAGGAGCCAAACUAUAACUCAACUACUAGUAGAUUAGAAGUAAUACCAAGUUUCUUGAAAGAAAUGGGGAGAGGGAAAAAGAAGAAGAUUGGUAUGGUGAACAUGGAGGAAGAAGAAGUGAUUGAGUGGAACACUAGACACAACACCAUUGGAGAGGCCAUAUCUGUUCGUUUCGAUCAUGUCACGGAUUUUUUCAAGUGGGAAGAUUUGUUUCCAGAGUGGGUGGAUGAGGAAGAAGAGAGCGAGGUGCCGUCCUGUCCAGAGAUACCUAUGCCGGAUUUCGAAAAGUACAAGAAGAUGGAUGUGAUAUUGGCUAAGCUGCCAUGCUUGGAGGGGCAAGCAGGGGAAGCUGGGGCUGGGAGGAAUGUGUUUAGGCUCCAAGUUCAUCUAGUUGUGGCCAAUUUGGCUGUGAAGAAAUGGAAGAGGGAGUGGAAUAAGAAGGGGAAGACUACUAAAGUGGUGUUUUGGAGUAAGUGUAGGCCAAUGUUGGAGCUGUUUAGGUGCAAUGAUUUGGUUAAGAGGGAAGGAGAUUGGUGGUUCUAUGAGCCUCAUAUGCCUAAAUUGGAUCAGAAAGUUUCUUUGCCUGUUGGCUCUUGCAAGUUGGCUAUGCCUCUAUGGGGACAAGGAAUUGAUGACGUGUACGACCCCACAAAGACCCAAAAAACGACGAAGAAGAAAGCCAAACGAGAAGCCUACGCCACCGUCCUCCACUCCUCCGAAUCCUACGUCUGCGGCGCCAUAACCCUCGCCCAAAGCCUCCGGCAGAGUGGCACCACGCGCGACCUCCUCAUCCUCAUCGACAGCUCCAUCUCCCCAACCAAACGCGCCGCACUCGCCAGAGCCGGGUGGAAGAUCCGAACCAUAACCCGAAUCCGAAACCCGAGAGCCGAGAACGGCUCCUACAACGAGUACAACUACAGCAAGUUCCGGCUAUGGCAGCUCACCGACUACGACAAGCUCAUCUUCAUCGACGCCGACAUAAUCGUCCUCCGAAACCUCGACGUCCUCUUCCAGUUCCCCCAGAUGACGGCGGUCGGAAACGACUUCUCGCUCUUCAACUCCGGCAUCAUGGUUCUCGAACCUUCCAACUGCACCUUCCGGAUCUUCAUGGACCACCGGGACGACAUCGUUUCGUACAACGGAGGCGACCAAGGGUUUCUCAACGAGCUCUUCGUGUGGUGGCACAGGUUGCCGAGGAGAGUCAAUUUCUUGAAGAAUUUCUGGUCGAAUUCUUCGGAGAACGAGAUCGGAUUCAAGAACGAGCUGUUCGGAGCUGAUCCGCCGAAGGUGUAUGCCAUACAUUACUUGGGGUGGAAGCCAUGGCUGUGUUACAGAGAUUAUGACUGUAAUUGGGAUGUGGAGGAGAGCUUCGUGUACGCGAGCGAUGUGGCGCAUCGGCGGUGGUGGAAGGUCCACGACGCCAUGGAUGAGAAGUUGCAGGGGUUUUGUAGGUUGACGAAGAGGAGGAAGACGGAGUUGGAAUGGGAGAGAAGGGUUGCGAGGAAGAAAGGGCUCGUCAAUGGCCAUUGGAGGAUCAAUAUUACAGAUCCGAGAAGGUCUCAUUUGGUUCAUUAGAUUUUUUUAUUUUUUAUUUUUUAUUUUUCAAUGAAUUUUUGCUUCAAUGUUUUUUUUUUCUUUUUUUGGUUAUAUAAUUUAUGUGUGAAUAGAUUAGAUACACAAAACUCAUAAAUUUGGAGGUAAUAAAUUUUGUUUAUUAUUUUUCUUUUUCUUUAUUAGAUGUAAUAAUUUGUAAAUUGGUGAAUGAGAUUGAAUG